CACGGUUGCGCAUGCGCACAUGGACGGCGCGGCCGUGCCCGGGAGAAGUGGUCCCUGAAGAAAAUAAACUUAGAGAUGAAGCGAGUAUUUACCAUCUCGGAGAAAAUCGUUACAGGCAACCUUGUACAAUACCACUGGCAGAAAACACUGGGAAAUUAUAUCGCUAUCACUGGGUCAGAUCAUAUGGUGAAGAUUUUUGAUCGGCAUGGACAUAAAAGAAAUGAAAUUAGCCUUCCAGGAGUUUGUGUUUCUAUGGACUGGGAUAAAGAUGGAGAUGCCUUGGCUGUGAUUGCUGACAAAUCAAAUACCAUCUACUUAUGGGAUGCAAACACACACAAAAUUACGCAGUUGGACAGUGGUAUGAGGGACCAGAUGUCAUUUCUGAUGUGGUCAAAAGCAGGAUCACUACUUGCUGUUGGAACAACCAAAGGAAAUCUGCUUAUCUAUAACUUACAGACCUCCCGCAAAGUUCCAGUCCUCGGAAAGCACACAAAACGGAUUACUUGUGGUUGUUGGAGUUCCCAGAAUCUGCUUGCAUUGGGUAGCGAAGACAAGACAAUAACUGUCAGCAACCAGGAGGGAGAUACCAUUCGGCAGACCACAGUGAGAGCAGAACCAAGUGAUGUGCAAUUCUCUGUGAUGAAGACAGAUGAGCGGGCAUCAGUGGGAGAAAGCACGGUGAGUGCAAUUGUAGGCAAGAAAACACUCUUCCUAUUUAAUUUGAGUGAUCCUGAUAACCCAAUUGAGUUGGCAUUCCAGCAACGCUAUGGCAGCAUCAUAUCAUACAGAUGGUAUGGGGAUGGGUACAUCAUGAUUGGCUUUUCUCAAGGCUACUUUGUAGUAAUUUCUACACAUAUCCGUGAGAUUGGCCAGGAAUUGUUCCAAGCUCACAACCAUAAAGACAGUCUGACAAGUAUCGCCAUCUCACAGUCUCUGAACAAAGCUGCUUCCUGUGGAGACAGUUGCAUUAAGAUCCAUGAUCUGUCAGAACUGAAAGAGAUGUAUGCUAUUAUAAACCUGGAUGAUGAAACUAAAGGUCUGGAUCGGCUAUCUUGGACAGAUGAUGGACAGUUGCUCGCUGUAUCUACACAGCGUGGAACAUUGCAUGUUUUCCUUACAAAACUUCCAGUUCUCGGAAAUACAUGUGGAACUCGCAUAGCUUUCCUAACCUCUCUGUUGGAGGUCACAGUGACCAAUCACAUCGAGGGAGAACCACAAAUUACAGUUUCUGUUGAAGUAGAACCUAACUUUAUCGCUGUCGGCCCAUAUCAUGUGGCUGUUGGAAUGAAUAAUCGAGCCUGGUUUUAUGCUCUUGGAGAAAAUCGAGUGGAAAAGUUAAAAGAUAUGGAGUACUUGGGCACAGUAACUAGUAUGUGCUUGAAUUCUGAUUAUGCAGCAGCAUUGUUUGAGGGAAGAGUUCAGCUACAUAUGAUUGAAAUGGAAGGUGUUGAAGCCCAGGAGGAAAGAGAGACUCGUCUUUUUCCAGGACGUGAUGACAAAUGCCGAGUCACAUGUCACGCACUUACUGCUGACUUCUUGGUCUAUGGAACAGAUACUGGCAUCAUCCAAUAUUUCUAUAUUGAGGACUGGCAGUAUGUGAAUGAGUAUCGCCAUUCAGUCAGUAUUCGUAAAGUUUUCCCAGAUCCCAGUGGGACCAGAAUGACAUUCAUUGAUGACAAGAGUGAUGGGUUUGUCUACUGUCCAGUGAAUGAUACUGUACAUGAGAUCCCAAACUUUCCCACUACUGUUAGAAGCAUUCUCUGGGAACACUUCACAAUGGACAAAGGAGUCUUUAUUGCUUAUGAUGAUGACAAAGUGUAUACCUACGUUUUUCACAAGGACACAAUUCAAGGUUCCAAAGUCAUACUGGCAGGUGGUACUAAACUUCCAUUUUCUCACAAGCCACUGUUGUUGUAUAAUGGAGAGCUAACGUGUCAGACACAGAGCGGGAAAAUCAGCAGUAUUCUUUUAAGCACACACUCUUUCCUUGCUGGUUUAAAGGACCUUGGACCUAGUGAUCUUCAGCCAAUGUUGACCCAGUGUUUAAUGCUGAAAAGGUUUAGUGAAGCAUGGGAUGUGUGCAAAAUACUUAGUGAUCCUUCAGCAUGGACUGAGUUCGCUCGUGCUUGCCUCCAUCACAUGGAGGUGGAGUUUGCAAUUCGUGUGUAUCGUAUAAUUGGAAAUGUCGGAAUGGUAAUUUCACUGGAGCAAAUCAAGGGAAUAGAAGACUACAACCUACUAGCUGGACACCUUGCAAUGUUUACAAAUGAUUUCAAUUUGGCACAGGAUCUGUAUUUGGCUUCCAGCUGCCCAAUUGCUGCAUUAGAGAUGCGGAGAGAUCUACAGCAUUGGGAUAGUGCUCUGCAAUUAGCGAAACGGUUGGCUCCGGACCAGAUCUCGUUUAUCUCCAAGGAAUAUGCAAUUCAACUAGAAUUCACGGGAGACUAUAUGAAUGCAUUGGCACAUUAUGAAAAAGGCAUGACCGGAGACAAUAAGUACAUUGAUCAUGAUGAUGCUUGUUUAGCUGGAAUUGCAAGGAUGUCAAUACGGAUGGGAGAUAUUCGGCGUGGAGUCAACCAGGCAAUCAGACAUACCAACAGAGUUCUGAAGAAAGACUGUGGUAUUAUUCUAGAAAGUAUGAAGCAAUUCUCUGAGGCUGCUCAGUUAUAUGAGAAAGGACAGUACUAUGACAAAGCAGCAUCUGUUUAUAUCCGUUGUAAAAACUGGGCAAAAGUUGGAGAGCUUCUCCCUUAUGUAACAUCUCCCAAGAUACACCUGCAGUAUGCAAAGGCAAAAGAAGCUGAUGGAAGAUAUAAAGAAGCUGCAAUGGCAUAUGAAAAUGCCAAGGACUGGGACAACAUGAUUCGAAUUCAGUUGGAUCAUCUCAGCAAUCCAGAAGAAGCUGUUCGUAUCAUUAGAGAAACUCAGUCAAUCGAUGGGGCCAAAAUGGUAGCCAGGUUCUUCCUGCAUCUCGGCGACUAUGGCUCUGCCAUCCAGUUUCUGGUGAUGUCUAAGUGUAAUGAUGAAGCCUUUCAGCUCGCACAGCAACACAAUCAAAUGGAAGUCUAUGCUGAAAUUAUUGGUACUGAUGCGAAUAAUGAAGACUAUCAGAGUAUUGCAUUGUACUUUGAAGGUGAAAAGAAACAUUUCCUGGCUGGCAAAUUCUUCAUGCUUUGUGGCCAGUACACACGAGCAUUGAAACAUUUCUUGAAAUGCCCAGUAUCUGAAGAUGGCCAAGCAAUUGAGAUGGCCAUUGAAGCGGUUGGACAAGCCAAGGAUGACAUGCUAACUAGUCAGCUGAUAGAUUAUCUAAUGGGUGAGAGCGAUGGGAUGCCCAAGGAUGCAAAGUACCUUUUCCGACUGUAUAUGGCAUUGAAGCAAUAUCGAGAAGCAGCCAGAACAGCCAUAAUCAUCGCCAGAGAAGAACAAUCUGCAGGAAACUACAGGAAUGCACAUGAUGUGCUAUUUAGUAUGUACACAGAGCUCAAGGCACAGAAAAUCAAAAUCCCCUCAGAAAUGGUAACAAACCUUAUGAUUCUACACAGCUACAUUCUAGUGAAGACUCACGUGAAGCGUGGAGACCACAUGAAAGGAGCAAGGAUGCUCAUCCGCGUUGCCAACAACAUCAGCAAGUUUCCAUCUCAUAUUGUGCCCAUUCUAACAUCAACAGUAAUCGAAUGUCACCGAGCAGGGUUGAGGAACUCUGCCUUUAGCUUUGCUGCUAUGCUGAUGAGACCAGAGUACAGAAACAAUAUUGAUGUUAAGUACAAGAAGAAGAUAGAGGCUAUGGUUAGGCGGCCUGACCAAUCAGAGGUGGAAGAGUUUACUUCGCCAUGUCCAUACUGUGCUUUUCAGUUGCCAGAAUGUGAGCUGCUCUGUUCAGGUUGUAAAAACAACCUGCCUUACUGUAUUGUUACUGGCCGGCACAUGGUGAAGGACGACUGGACAGUUUGCCCCCACUGUGAUUUUCCUGGUUUGUACUCAGAAUUCAAAGUUCUGCUAGCUACAGAGAAAGCUUGUCCUAUGUGCUCAGAAAAAUUGGGUGCGGAGCAGCUAUCAAUUGUUGACCCAGCACCAUACCUACAACCAGAUGAGGCUGAUUAGUGAGCAAUGCUGAAUGGAAAUGCAAUGCAUAAGAUCCAACAUCAUAUAUCGAUUGUUUCAAACCCCAGGAGCAGCUCUUUUAUGCAUGUCUACAUUCUAUACACAUUCCCUUUUUAAACAUAUUUAUGGUCAAAUUGUAAAUACCCUUUUUUGAAGAAAUGCAAAUUAAGUUUAUUAUGUAUUAAAGUUUGUGAACUUGAA
This is a messenger RNA of Carcharodon carcharias (great white shark), 4305 nucleotides long. It is a transcript of the gene wdr19, whose product is annotated as WD repeat domain 19. The record is from RefSeq and is a predicted model, not a curated record. NCBI's taxonomy places the organism in Eukaryota, Metazoa, Chordata, Chondrichthyes, Lamniformes, Lamnidae. Bases 76 to 4104 code for a protein of 1342 amino acids. Gene Ontology annotation, cellular component: intraciliary transport particle A; cilium. Gene Ontology annotation, biological process: intraciliary retrograde transport; cilium assembly. Gene Ontology annotation, molecular function: protein binding. The transcript is spliced from 37 exons.